CGCAGCGCCGCACGCGAGGGUUGGCGCGCGUCUGUGACGUCAGGAGGGCGGCCAGGCGCGGACGCGAACUCCCUGGCCUGCGGCGAUGCCCAAGCGGGGCUGCCCCUUCGGGGUCGCGGCCCCGCUGCAGCUCAAGGUCCGCGUGGGCUGGAAGGAGCUGGGCCGCGGCGUGUGCUCCGAGCGUUACUCGCGGGAGAUCUACGAGAAGACCAGGCAGCUCCUGUUCCGCGGGGCCAAGGCCUACAUGGACCACGCGUGGGAGGAAGGCUGCGCUGUGGUUGACCUGCCAGAGUCCCCGAAGCCGGGCCCCAUGGAGGCCCCUCGGGCCACACGUGGGCAGAUGCUGAUCGGACCAGACGGCCGACUGACCAGGAGGGGAGCCCAGGCCUUCGAAGCCGACGCGCCUGGGGCGGCGUGCCGGGCCUGCUCCUUGUGCGUGCGAGCGGUGGACGGACCGGCGGCCUGCGGCCAGUGUGAGCGCGCCCUGUGCGGGCACUGCGUGCGCACCUGCGGCAGCUGCGGGGCUGUGGCCUGCACCCUGUGCGCGCUCGUGGACUGCAGCGACGUCCACGAGAAAGUGCUCUGCGCCAGCUGUGCCGUGUUCGAGGCCUGAGGGCCGCGUGGACGUGGCCUCCCGGCAGGUGGCCGCCCGUGUCGACGCAGAGGGACCGGGGGGCAGCUUUCUGUGUGAUGUUUUGUACUGAUGACUGAAUAAAUCCUGUAUAUUUGGACGA
This is a messenger RNA of Eptesicus fuscus (big brown bat), 734 nucleotides long. It is a transcript of the gene SIVA1, whose product is annotated as SIVA1 apoptosis inducing factor. The transcript has 4 exons. Bases 86 to 613 code for a protein of 175 amino acids. NCBI's taxonomy places the organism in Eukaryota, Metazoa, Chordata, Mammalia, Chiroptera, Vespertilionidae. The record is from RefSeq and is a predicted model, not a curated record. Gene Ontology annotation, biological process: extrinsic apoptotic signaling pathway. Gene Ontology annotation, molecular function: CD27 receptor binding.